UCUGAGCGUGUUAACGUGGAAACAAUAAACAGCAACAAUUAUUAGAAGUGCAAUUUUGGUGCGAAGGUUCGAGAGAGUGUGAUCUUUGUAAAUUGCGACACCGAAGCAAGUGAUUUUUUUUCUGUUUUGGAAAGUAAAAACAAAAUUGAUUCGGUAGGGAUUGAGAUAUAGUAGUAGAAGGUUGUCAUUUCUCGUCUUGGGAAAGGUGAAGAAAGUGAUUGAAAAAAUAAAAUAAAACGGGAAACCCCAGCGGGGGACAAAAACAAACACAAAGGAAAAUUGUUGGUGGAAAAACAGCUGUGGGAGCAGUGGGAAAUAGAUAACAGUUGAAGUGCCUUACAUUUGUGUUGUUGAAUCAAACAAGUGAACACUGCAUAGUCGAGCACCAGAACCGGAAGCGAGUGCAACAGAAACAAAAAAAAAUGGUGUUCAGUAAAAGCGUCGGCCUCGGUGCGCUGCUUCUGGCCGCAACACUACUGUCGUAUUGUUCCGGUUCCGCAAUUCCCAUGUGGGAAUACCUGAGUCGGGGUGAAAAGAUGUCACACCUGUACUCGAUGUUUGCCAAACAGGUGUCGAGCCAUUGCAAAAACUCGCAGGACAUGCCGACCAACAUGUGCAAACGAAAUCUGCUGAUGUACGGCAUCAACAAGCUGCAGGACAUGAACGAAUCUCAUCUGGACUCGAUGGACCCGUACCAGCGUGGAGCCCACGAUAUAAUCUGGGAUGCCAUGAUGGAUGGCCACACCACGAAGGGCAAAAAGAAGAACCAUCAAACGACACCGGCCCCGGCACUGAUCGUCAGCGGACAGUACGAUCACAACCCACUGUUCGAUGAGCCCAAUGCGCAGCAGCAGAAUCGCAAACAAGACAACAAUGGAGGUUCCUAUGGAUUUUACGAUGAGUACAGCAACGCAGCUUCCGCUCAGGAUCUGCAGUAUGCCAUACCGCAGGGCGCACGACCAUCGGAGGGAAGCUCAAUUUUCGAACGCUACCAAGGAGCUGCCUCGAUGAACUUUGACAAUCUUGCACCGGUUGAGCAGAACACAAACUUCCUGUCCGGUCCAAUGGUGGUUCGUCUGCGUCCCGAUGGAACCCCAGUGGAUGAAACUCAUCAUUCGACUUUACCCAAAGACGAUGAUAUCAAGGAAAUGACAAUCGGCCAGGAAAGGAUGCCGACGUUCCACCAGAUCUACGCCAAUCUGAAGCACAAUGAUGAUGCUCACGAUCAUCACGGAUUGCCUUCGACGACAGAAACGGCCACUCCGCUGUCUGCUAAUGGCUUUGUCAAAUCCUACCGAACAGAAUACAGACUAGCGAAUUGAGCGCCGUGGGUGUGGUGGCAAUUUACGUAGGGAUCCCUGGAUUGUGAUUUUAAUUAAGUAUGCUAACAUUAACAAAAAACUACAGGACUCACGGUCACUCCGACAAACAUGACAUCGCAAAAAAAACGCAACGAUAACACAACGGAACAAACGUAAGAGCUUAGACAAAGCUGUCGAAUCGAACCGUGACGACGGGAACCGCAAUAUUGCUAGUUAUUAAGGGAGAAACGUAUCCGCAAGGAAGUACCGUAUAAUUUGCCAAAAUUUAAUUCCUAUAACGACGACGUUCAUUCCCCGUGUAGUCCCAAGCGGCAAGGUUGACGAGUUCGGGAACCUAUCGAACGAGAGAUCUUCCAGGAAUUGGAAUGCAUGCUCGCCUCAUAAACAAACUGUGAUUGGUGCAGUUCCUGGAAAUGCUGCAAAACAAAAAAAAAACACUCGCGAAUCACGCGCCUUGGGACAUGCGAUGCCGCUAGAUCGGGGCUAAUGGAACACCGAAAACAACAUUCAUUUAAUGCUAAUAUAUUUAUUACAAAUCAUUGUCACUCAUUUUCAUUAUAUUAGUUAUGUUUUCUGUCGCGCAGUGAGUAAACCUGCGAAAUCAGAAGUGAAAAAAGUAGGCAAGCGAAAUGGACAAUUGCAAGUUCUCAGUCGCUAGGGCUAGGGCCAGGGCAGCGAGUGUGUGGACCUCCGUCUAAACUGCAUGUCCCCUCAGGCGGGGACAUAGGCAGUGCUAAAAAUGGUGGCACCACAAACACCACGAAUACUAAAUUAGACAGUAAACUGGAAUGAAACAAAAAGGUUGUGAAAAAGUGUUGUAAGAAAACAUUAGAAUACGAUGGGAAUUUAUGUCUUAAAUUAUUAGAUGCUUCAAGCAUAGCUAUUUAUGAGUAAUUUUAAUCGUACUGCAAAUACUACUAAUACUACCAAGGUCGAUUUUCUGUUGUUGCUUUCGUAUCAAAUUUUCGAAACAAAUGAAAGGAAGUGAAGCGUGCUUUGUCGUACGUAGAAUUAGCCAGUAACAAACGGACGCACACCGGAAUACUUUCUUCCGACAGUUGGCAGGAAAAUGAAAUGAAAUUUGGUACGAAAUUAAAUGGUAUUCCAAAUUGUUUGGAGAGUUAAAGAAUUUACAUAUUCAUUAAGGUUUUAGUAUAAUCGGAAGCUUUUGUGUAGUAGAUGAAACGACUAGCAGAGCAUGACCAGGUGAAAGCAUACAACUGUGAAACCCUAGUUUUGAUUCUGCUGUACGUUGACAUAAGCAACAAGAUGCAACAGUUGGGAAGCAAUAGAAACAAACUGGCAAAAAAUAGAUGCCAAUUUCGUUAUUAGUUCGUAGGAAAAGCAAGAUCAAAAAACAAACAAAAAGUAAGAACCAAGCGAAUGUGAUUUAAUUGAUAUACUUUUAGUUAUGUAAGCGAAUGGACGCAUCCAGUGCUUCGGUUGCGUGGAGGAUAUUUUUCAAUAACUUUUUGAACGAAGUGAAAAACAUUUGUAAGAAUAUCACAUAUGAAACACAAUCAAUAAAUUGUAUUUAUAAAAUAA
Malaya genurostris is the source of this 2867-nucleotide messenger RNA. It is a transcript of the gene Reg-5, whose product is annotated as rhythmically expressed gene 5 protein. The record is from RefSeq and is a predicted model, not a curated record. The transcript has 3 exons. The coding region runs from base 423 to 1322 and encodes 299 amino acids. Lineage: Eukaryota; Metazoa; Arthropoda; Insecta; Diptera; Culicidae.